CUUAAACCACCGGAGAAAAAGCUCAGAGCUAGAGAUAGAGAGAGAAACAGAGUGUGGGGUUUUCAAAUAUAUUUGGCAAGGCGAGAGCGAAAGCAAGAGACCUUUCUCAAUUUUCUGCAGCGAUCUUCUUCUUCCUCCCUUCCUUCCUCCCUUCCUUCCUCCUCGCCAUCUCCCCAUGUUCAGACCCUCUUGAAUCCAAGAGAAAAACGAAGCCGACCACCCGCCACGACAGACACAGCGACGCGAAAACGAUGGUCCUCGGCUGGAGACGAGCGUUCUGCACCUCCAUCCCCAAAGACGACGACGCCGCCGCCGCCGCCGCCGGAGCUGGAGCCGGAGCCGGGGCUGGCUCCGGCGCCAGGACGUUCUCCUGCAAGCUCCCCCGGCUCAGCAGCAACAAUGGCGGCGACGGCAGCAGCACCGGGAAUAGCCCCAGGAUCUCCUCCAAAUUCGGGUUCUUCUCCAAUCCCUCCACCCCGCGGUCGCAGUCGCGGCAGCGGCAGCGGCCGGAGCCGGCGCCGGCGCCGAGCCCCAACCUCCGCUGCCGCACCGCCGCGGUGGCCACGCCGGCCUCGUCCGCGGCGAGCAGCCCGAGGCUCCAGUGCAAGACGGCGGCGCCGAAGAGGAGCGGCGGCGGAGGCGGCGAGCGCCACCAGAGCCUGUUCAAUAACCUGUCCAAUCCUUCGUCCCCGAGAUCGCCGUCCGGCUUCUCUCUCCUCAAGGCGAGCCUCCGUCUAUCCAGAACGAGAUGCGGAAUCUGCUUGCAGAGCGUGAAAACAGGGCAAGGGACCGCCAUUUUCACGGCGGAGUGUGCUCACACCUUCCACUUCCCUUGCGUCGCGGCUCACGUCAAGAAGCACCGGGUCCUCGCCUGCCCGGUCUGCAGCGCCUGCUGGAAGGAGAUUCCCUUGCUCGACGCGCACAAGAUCGGCGGGGACGACGACGCCGGGUCGAAGAUCGCGAGUGCCAAGCCCAAGCCGCUGCGAGCCUACGACGACGACGAGUCGCUGCUGUCUCCGAGCUCCGUCUCCCGAUUCAAUCCGAUUCCCGAAUCGGACGAGAGCAACGAGGAUGAUCAGCAACGGGAGGAGGAUGUGGAGUUCCAAGGUUUCUGCGUCGGCUCAUCGGCGUCGCCGUUGAGCAGAAUGAGAUUGUCGGACGAGGAGAACAACGGGAGGAACGUGGAGGUGAGCUUGCUGCCUGAAGCGGCGGUCAUUUCCGCGAACAAGAGCUACGGGACGUGCGCGGUGGUUCUGAAGGUGAAAGCGCCGCCGGCGGCGACGAGGGCGGCGUCCGCCAGAGCUCCGAUCGAUCUGGUGACGGUCCUGGAUGUGAGCGCGAGCAUGAGCGGCGAGAAGCUCCUCAUGAUGAAGCGCGCGAUGCGGCUGGUGAUCUCCUCGCUCGGCGAGACCGACCGCCUGUCCAUCGUCGCCUUCUCCACCACCUCCAAGCGGCUCCUGCCGUUGAAGAGGAUGACGAUGACCGGCCGCCGGUCCGCGCGGCGGAUCGUCGACGCGAUCGGCUGCACCGGCCAGGCCGGGCUCGUGAACGACGCGCUGAGGAAGGCGGCGAAGGUCCUCGAGGACCGGCGCGAGCGGAACCCCGCCGCGACGAUCGUGCUCCUAUCCGACGGCCAAGACCAGCGCGUGCACGCCAACGCCGCGAAGCAGAGGCGGAACUCCUCCAUCGUGUCGUCCACGCGCUUCGGCGACAUCCCCGUGCACGCCGUCGGCUUCUGCGACCCCUGCGGCGGCGCGUCGGGCCACGCGGCGGCGCAGGACGAGUCCUUCGCCCGGUGCCUGAGCGGACUGACGUGCGUCGUCGUGCAGGACUUGAAGCUCCAGCUCGGGUUCAUCUCCGGGUCCGACCGGGUCGAGAUAACGGCGGUCUACUCCCUGAUGGGCCGGCCCACGUCGCUCGGGUCGGGCCUGAUCCGGGUCGGCGACCUCUUCGCCGAGGAGGAGAGGGAACUGCUCGUGGAGCUGAGGCUCAGCGGGUCCCACCACGUGAUGUCGGUGGGCUCGUCGUACCGGGACCCGCUCACGCGCGAGCUCGUGUACUCGCGGGAGCAGCCGAUCCCCGUCCCCCGCCCUCACGCCGUCCGAUCGUCGUCCCCGCACGGCAUCCAACGCCUCAAGAACCUCCACGUCACCGCGCGGGCUAUCGCCGAGUCCCGCCGGCUGGCCGACCGCGGCGAUGCGUCGGGGGCCUACCACCUACUCUCGUCCGCCCGGGCGCUGCUGGUGCAGUCCUGCCUAACAUCCGCCGACGAGUUCCUACGCUGCCUGGAGGCCGAGCUGGCGGAGCUCCAGCGGCUCAGGCAGCAGUCCCAGAGGGCCAGAGCAGCAGCCGACGAGAGGCGAGAGCCCGCCGCCGCCGCCGCCCGUGGUGGGGCGGACGAGAAGCCGGAGCCGCUGACGCCGACGUCGGCGUGGAGGGCGGCGGAGAGGCUGGCCAAGGUGGCCAUCAUGAGGAAGUCGAUGAACCGGGUUAGCGACUUGCACGGCUUCGAAAACGCCAGAUUUUAGCCCCCACUUUUUCCUUUCUUUUUCCCAUUUUCACUUGUCUUUUUUCUUCCCCGAGGAAAUAUAAAUAUAUAUAAAUAUCUCACCUUGCAAGGCAGUAUUUAGCGAGUAAGAAUAUAGUAAGCAAUUCGAAGGAACAUUGUAUAUUGUAAGGAGGUUCUUCUGCAAUAAUUUUUUUCAAAGAA
Messenger RNA from Eucalyptus grandis, 2710 nucleotides. Its product is annotated as E3 ubiquitin-protein ligase WAVH1. NCBI's taxonomy places the organism in Eukaryota, Viridiplantae, Streptophyta, Magnoliopsida, Myrtales, Myrtaceae. The record is from RefSeq and is a predicted model, not a curated record. Bases 252 to 2528 code for a protein of 758 amino acids. The transcript is spliced from 2 exons.